AUGACUGAUUCACGUCCUUCUUUGAUUGCACUGUGGGAAGAAGCCCCACCAUAUACAACCAUGUUCCCUCUGAGCUUACAAUCUUUCAAUGCUCUGCUGCUCAUCAUCCUCGGUCUGAGUUUUACCGGUCUUUUCAUCUUGGCUCCUAAACGUCGUGAAUCUUUCCAUCAGACCCUUUCUACUCUCGGCACUGGAGUUAUCGCCUCGCUGUGUUUUGGAUUUGGCAGCGUGUUUUUGCUUGAUAGCGUGGGAGUUUACCCUUGA
Messenger RNA from Magnusiomyces paraingens, 264 nucleotides. RefSeq lists its product as uncharacterized. The record is from RefSeq and is a predicted model, not a curated record. NCBI's taxonomy places the organism in Eukaryota, Fungi, Ascomycota, Dipodascomycetes, Dipodascales, Dipodascaceae. Bases 1 to 264 code for a protein of 87 amino acids. Gene Ontology annotation, biological process: protein N-linked glycosylation. The transcript has 3 exons.